AUGUCGUCAGAUAGYAGCGSCGAGARCUCUGUCGACAUUGAGAGGCUUUGGCAUAUUUGGAAUAUGAAUGGUCCUGACUUAUCAUUGUCCUGCGAGAUUUGCGCYUUGCUGAAGGAUAACAAUUGUCACUAUGAGUUGGACGUCUUCUUGAGAAAUCUCCCUACAGAGGACRAAUACUUGAAAGAUGAAACUUUGAACAGGGCACGCAUCUACGCAGCUUUUUGGAAAAAAGACUUUGAGGCAGUAUACAGUCUGAUUGAGGAGAAUACAUAUAGCAAUGGCGAGGACCUUAUAGAUGUAUGGGACCUGUCUCACUAUUAUGAAGAAGAAAUAAAGAAGAAAAAACCCUUAACACCUUUAGCUAGGUUUCGUAUAAGACAAAGGAAUUUACCUCCAAARAGCAUUCUCCCAUCCGGUAAGAGAAAAACUACAACGCUUCCACAAGACUCCAAGCAGCUCUUACAAACAUGGCUCAAUGAAAACACACACUAUCCCUACCCCUCACGGGAGCAUAAAGAAAUGCUAGCAGAAAAUACUGGUUUAUCGAUAUUCCAGGUAAGCACGUGGUUUGCCAACGCYCGACGCAAACUUUACCACAACCUGCGUAACGAAAGCCGCAAGAAAAGACAAACGAAAUCGCCACAAAAAAAUAGACAAAAACGAGGAAGGAAGGCUUAUAGCGAAUGUAGCUUAAAAACUGAGCCUGAACUAGAAUGUGAUUUGUCAGCGGAUCAUCCCAGAGGUAUYAGAUGGUAUCCUAGCAACCAAUUAAGUCCCCAGUUUAGUUGCUAUAGCGCCACUAAUACAACAUUGCCUACACUAAUGGACAGAGUAAACCAUUGUAUGACCAUGCCAUACAAUUGCUACAACGCCGCAGCCGGCGAGGAUUGGAUUUCACAAUAUUCUGAUGACCAGAACAUGGCUUCACCAUGUAUGGUGCCUAAGGAAACUAGUGCAUCAGCUCACAGCAUGAGGUACAGCAACACUGAUUAUUUCCAUCCGGGAUAUGACUUAGAAGAGCUUAAUCAUCAAGAAUCAACCAAUGAUGAUGCAGCAAAGAUUCUAAUCRACUUGUCAAACACGUUUCUCAAGUAAAACCCGUUUAUCUGGUUUAUCUGGUUUUUGAAACUACUAGAAAAGUACUGCAGCUAUACUGGCUUGUUGCUUUACCUAACCUGAGCGUACUGGUUAGUU
Messenger RNA from Exaiptasia diaphana, 1194 nucleotides. RefSeq names its product homeobox protein six1b. Gene Ontology annotation, molecular function: RNA polymerase II cis-regulatory region sequence-specific DNA binding; DNA-binding transcription factor activity, RNA polymerase II-specific. The transcript has 7 exons. Gene Ontology annotation, biological process: regulation of transcription by RNA polymerase II. Bases 1 to 1095 code for a protein of 364 amino acids. Lineage: Eukaryota; Metazoa; Cnidaria; Anthozoa; Actiniaria; Aiptasiidae. The record is from RefSeq and is a predicted model, not a curated record. Gene Ontology annotation, cellular component: nucleus; transcription regulator complex.